AUGCUCAACUCACACAACAGAACCGAAGAAAGAUCUACCGAAGACAUCAUUUUAGAGCCUUACACCUACUUGAUAUCGCAGCCUGGCAAAGAUAUCCGGGCAAAAUUGAUAUCAGCAUUUGAUUUGUGGCUACAUGUGCCCAAGGAUGUACUGAGCGUCAUCAAUAAGAUUAUUGGCAUGUUGCAUAAUGCUAGUUUAAUGAUCGACGAUGUACAGGAUGACUCUGAUCUUCGAAGAGGCGUUCCUGUCGCUCAUCAUAUUUAUGGUGUACCUCAGACUAUCAACACUGCAAAUUAUGUCAUCUUUUUAGCAUUGCAAGAAGUGAUGAAGCUGAAUAUCCCAAGCAUGAUGCAAGUAUGCACUGAAGAGCUGAUCAACUUGCACCGAGGUCAGGGUAUUGAACUGUACUGGAGAGACAGCUUGACAUGUCCCACGGAGGAGGAGUACAUUGAUAUGGUGAAUAACAAAACCAGUGGUUUGUUACGAUUGGCGGUGCGAUUAAUGCAAGCAGCAAGUGAAAGUGACAUUGAUUACACACCGCUCGUCAACAUUAUAGGUAUCCACUUCCAAGUGCGUGAUGAUUAUAUGAACCUGCAAUCCACUAGCUAUACAAACAACAAGGGCUUUUGUGAAGAUCUGACGGAGGGCAAGUUCUCAUUUCCUAUCAUUCAUGCCAUCAGAAAGGAUCCUUCCAACCGUCAAUUGUUGAACAUUAUUAGCCAAAAGCCUACAUCCAUUGAAGUCAAAAAGUAUGCUUUGGAGGUGAUUCGCAAAGCAGGUAGUUUUGAGUACGUGCGCGAGUUUUUACGUCAAAAAGAGGCUGAAUCCUUGGAGGAAAUCAAGCGCUUGGGUGGCAAUCCUCUGCUGGAAAAGUAUAUUGAGACUAUCCGAGUGGAGGCCACCAACGACCAGUAG
Molecule: messenger RNA, 915 nt
Organism: Mucor velutinosus
Lineage: Eukaryota; Fungi; Mucoromycota; Mucoromycetes; Mucorales; Mucoraceae
Gene: RAD7
Product: UV-damaged DNA-binding protein rad7
Exons: 6
Coding region: 1-915 (304 amino acids)
Biological process (GO): isoprenoid biosynthetic process
Molecular function (GO): prenyltransferase activity
Source: RefSeq, a predicted model, not a curated record